This is a messenger RNA of Dentiscutata heterogama, 428 nucleotides long. NCBI's taxonomy places the organism in Eukaryota, Fungi, Glomeromycota, Glomeromycetes, Diversisporales, Gigasporaceae. The record is from the annotation of a GenBank genome assembly.
AUGUCCAAUGUGUAUACAUUAAACAAUAUAAAAGAUAGAGGAGAUCCUAAAGGGGUCAGGUAUCGGCUAGGUAGUAUCUGCGAAUCAGAACUUGAGAAUGCAUUGCAUAGUAGUAUCAAAUCUGCUUCUGUUCUUGCUAAUGAAUAUAAAGACCUGCAAGAUAUCACUUCAUUUAGGGAUAAAAUAAAUGAAUUAAAUUCCCUUAAUCGUAUAUUGGAGCAGGAAAGGGAUGAUUUAAAUUCAAAGAAACAUGAAUUGGAAGCUGAGGUAGGGCAUAAGGAUUCUGAAAUCACCUCUCUUGGAGCUAAAAUAAAUGAGCUAGAGAAAUCAUUCCAUGAACUGAACAUAAUAGGUGGAGCUAAAGCAGAUCCAGACUCAGCUGAGAACUCUUUGGAAAAAGAGUUCCUUCCUCAAGAAACUAAUACUUA